AAGAAAGUCUCGUGUAUUCUUUCUGUCGCUUGACUGUGACGUCAGCGCUGUCUCCCGCACCACAUGUGUUUGAAAUGGUUGAAUUUUCUUCAAAACAUAUUAUAAUUAACACGAAAAUAUAACAUAUACAUGAUAAGAGUAACUGUCUUCAUUGUACGGCUGUAAUCGUCACUUUUAAGUUAUGGCUUUGCUGGAGACGAAUAAAGAUAAAACAGACCAAGAAACACAAGCCAUGGUCACUGAUGAAGAGUUAAAUAAAGAAGGUGAUGGUGAGGAGGAGAAAGAUGAUGGCGAAGAAGUUGAUGGUGAGGAGGAGAAAGAUGAUGGCGAAGAAGAUGCUGAUCAGGAGAUGAGUUGUGAAGAUGAAGCUGUCGAUCUGGACGCUGAUGAUGAUGAUGGGUCUGAGAAACCAAAGAAAAAAUGUAUUCCUGGUAUAGUGUAUUUGGGACACAUUCCUCCUAAAAUGAGACCAAAACAUGUAAGGAACAUGUUGGGUUUAUAUGGCGAAAUUGGACGGGUAUUCCUACAACCUGAAGAUCGCUGCAUUAAAAGAAAGAAAAAGAAAGCAGGAAGCAAUUCUUCUAGUUUCACAGAAGGAUGGGUGGAAUUCAGAGACAAACGCAUCGCCAAACGAGUCGCAGCCAGUCUGCACAACACACCUAUGGCCAACAGAAAGAGAAGCCGAUACAGCAGUGACUUAUGGUCCAUAAAGUAUUUGCACAGGUUCCAGUGGUGCCAUCUUAGCGAGCGACUGGCCUACGAACAGACCGUCUAUCACCAGCGUAUGAGGACAGAAAUCUCCCAGGCCAAGAAGGAGACAAACUUCUACCUGGCCAGUGUGGAGAAGAGCCAGAACUUUCAGAAACUGAGGAAGAAGAAGGAGAAGAAGGGAGAGGCUGUGGAGGAGAAGUCCUGGGACUUCAAACAGCGUCCUACAGAAGACGAGAUCCAGUUGAAACGUAUGAAGAGUAAAGGCAUGUCUAAAGCCAACCUCAGGAAGGCUCAGGAGAAGAGCAAAGCCAUCCAGGAGAAAUCCCAGUCCAAUGUGUCUCUCCUGGCAAAGAUCUUCAACAGUGGCAGGGCCCAGGAUUGAUGAGAACAAUAAAUGUGCUGUUAGUAGUCUUCUUUAUAUUUUUCAGUCUUGGAAUGGAUGUUUGUACUGUAUUUUUGCCACAGAACUGAUAUAAAUCGCAUGUAUUAACACGCUGAAAUCCCCCACCACAGCGGCUUAAUAAUAAACAGUGUACUGUUUUACAAUCUAA
Misgurnus anguillicaudatus (oriental weatherfish) is the source of this 1262-nucleotide messenger RNA. RefSeq names its product activator of basal transcription 1 (gene abt1). Gene Ontology annotation, cellular component: nucleolus. The record is from RefSeq and is a predicted model, not a curated record. Gene Ontology annotation, biological process: endonucleolytic cleavage in ITS1 to separate SSU-rRNA from 5.8S rRNA and LSU-rRNA from tricistronic rRNA transcript (SSU-rRNA, 5.8S rRNA, LSU-rRNA); endonucleolytic cleavage to generate mature 5'-end of SSU-rRNA from (SSU-rRNA, 5.8S rRNA, LSU-rRNA); small-subunit processome assembly. Lineage: Eukaryota; Metazoa; Chordata; Actinopteri; Cypriniformes; Cobitidae. Gene Ontology annotation, molecular function: RNA binding.